UUGGCUUCUUUAAUGUGGACAUACAGCAAAACGCGUUUCGGGGUGUGCAAACCCCUUCACCAGGAGCAGUGUGAAGACAACCACUUACCUGCAUUAGAUUUCUUGAAUACAAGAUGGCAGUUCUUAAAGUAAAAUUCUCUAAGACAAGAAGGGGAAAAUUAGCUCAAGUCUUAUGGAUUCUUAACUGGAUCUCUGUGGUGACCGGACUCAUUAUUUUUAGCCUUGGUCUCUAUUUGAAAAUUGAAAUCAAGAAACGUAGUGAGUUCAUGUUAAGUGGAAAUAUCCAAUCUGUUCCCAACAUGCUCAUUGCUGUAGGCACCAUAGCUUGCAUCAUUAACUUCUUUGGUGGAAAGAUCUGUUACGACUGGUCGGAUGCCAAUAAGUUUUCUAGAUGGAAGCUGUUUAUUUUACCCUAUAUAAUCUGCACAUUUUUCUUUACAUUUUGCGUCUUUGCUGGAGCCAUUAUGUGCUAUACGAUGAGAAACGAGGUGGAGUCUGCCCUGUAUCGUGGACUCAAAGAUGCUUUGAGGUAUUACAAAGACACAGACAUCCCUGGACGUUGUUUCUUAAAAACGUCAAUAGACUUACUUCAAAUCGAAUUCCAGUGUUGUGGGAACAAUGGUUUCCGGGACUGGUUUGAAAUACAGUGGAUAUCUGUACGUUACCUGGAUAUGAGUUCCAAAGACACCGUAGACCGUUUCAAAAGCAAUGUGGAUGGAAAAUAUUUACUGGAUGGUGUUCCCUUCAGCUGCUGUAACCCCAACUCUCCUCGGCCCUGCAUCCAAUAUCAGAUUACUAACAACUCAGCUCACUAUAACUAUGACUACCUCUCAGAAGAGCUGAACAUCUGGAUCCGGGGCUGCAGACAGGCUCUCCUGGAGUAUUAUGACAACCUCAUGCACUCGAUUGGUCUCACCGUGCUUUUGGUCUGGCUCUUUGAGCUCUCAGUGCUCACUGGUGUACGUUACCUUCAAACUGCAACGCAGAACGUCUUAAUAAUGGGAGACCCAGAGUCAGAAUCUGAUGGAUGGUUACUAGAAAACAGCUGCAUGGAAACUGCUAAACAUAAUUUCACAAUUAUCAAGAAUCUUGGCAAAAUCAACCAGAUUUCCACCGUUUCGGGAAAAUCUGACCCAAAUAUGGACAUCCCAACAGCAGAUUAUGGACCAGAUAACGUUCCACCAAGCUCCAUUCCAACAGACAGCUGA
Messenger RNA from Bufo bufo (common toad), 1208 nucleotides. RefSeq names its product photoreceptor outer segment membrane glycoprotein 2-like. Gene Ontology annotation, biological process: visual perception. The record is from RefSeq and is a predicted model, not a curated record. The transcript has 4 exons. Bases 114 to 1208 code for a protein of 364 amino acids. Gene Ontology annotation, cellular component: membrane. NCBI's taxonomy places the organism in Eukaryota, Metazoa, Chordata, Amphibia, Anura, Bufonidae.